AUGAGUAUCAGAGAGAAUCCGUACAAGGAAUCUAUGCGGCGUCUCGUUACUUACGUGGGACUCCCAGACUACGGAACAGGGCAAACUGUGCGCCCGCCUCCCUCAACUGGGCCGGAGGCGUUGUACUUCCAGACUUCGGAGUCAGCAGAGUGGAGAGCUCAUCUAGAAUCACUUCCACGUGAAGAACGACACAGGGCUUCUGUUCGGCGACGUCUCUCUGCACGUUUGUGGUUCGCGGCACAAAAUGACUUGUGUCUGUGGUGCUGGUUUACAAGAAGCAUGUGCAUGUGCCCUCAGCUUGAGCAGCAUAGGGCACGUGUACUCUCUGAUCGGCUGCGCUCAGCCGUGAAGGUGACGAUGGUAAUGCACGCAGCGGAAGUGAUGCGAGCAACGAACUCUGGACACGUCGCAGCCUUCAUUUUAGGUGCGCCUGUCCGCGUCUGGGGCGUGGAAGAAGAUGACGUGGAUAUGCAAGGAUUGUCGGCUGUAGACGAGGAGGAUAGCGGCUUUUGUACGGCUUCAUUAUACCCAGAGUCGGGCGCCAUUUUGGUGGAGAAAUUUGUCCAGAGUCUUCUCCAGGGCCAGAAGGUACACUUGCUUCUUUUGGAUGGAACUUGGGGCCAGGCAACCUCGCUUAACCGGCACAUCCCUCAGCACAUUCCUCGACUGGCGUUGGAUGUGGAUGGGUCGUAUACGUCGCUUUUUAAGGCCUUACGGAAAAGGACGAGAGAAACGGGUGUUUCGACACUUGAGGCCACGGCCAUGGCCAUGGAGCAGUGCCUACGGGGGCUAAAUAGCAACUCCACCGGGGCCGCGUCCUCCGUCCUGACCGUCUUGACAACGGCCAUGAAGCAGUUUGUCGACCUAAGGUGCCUGCUGAAGUUCCGGGACGUCUGCUUCGAGCAGAAAACGGCGGCAGUUGCCGGGAUCAUUGCACAACGUGACGCCUAUCGGCGUGGCGCGUCGCUGGAUCGCCUUCGAUUACUACAUCACAAGGCCUGUAACGACCCUGAGGCACGAAAACUACUUCUUCCCCCUGUCUUAAAUUAUUGCUACAUGUGCGACGUGGCCGUAGGUUGGCAUCGCAUGGUGGAGCAUGCGCUGGGACGAAGCCACCGAGAAGAGUUGAAGAAAAACCUGCCCUGUACGCCUAGCGAGCGGUCGCGAAGCCGUGUCUGCGCGCAGUACCCCGCAGCAUGGAAUGGUGAGGUGAACUCCACGUGA
Trypanosoma conorhini is the source of this 1224-nucleotide messenger RNA. RefSeq lists its product as uncharacterized. Bases 1 to 1224 code for a protein of 407 amino acids. Lineage: Eukaryota; Euglenozoa; Kinetoplastea; Trypanosomatida; Trypanosomatidae. The record is from RefSeq and is a predicted model, not a curated record. The transcript has a single exon.